Messenger RNA from Dictyostelium purpureum, 1869 nucleotides. RefSeq lists its product as uncharacterized. The coding region runs from base 31 to 1839 and encodes 602 amino acids. Lineage: Eukaryota; Evosea; Eumycetozoa; Dictyosteliales; Dictyosteliaceae. The record is from RefSeq and is a predicted model, not a curated record. The transcript has 3 exons.
AACAAUAAUAAAAAUAGAUAUAAUAAAACAAUGAAAAAAAUUAAAUUUUUUUUCUUUUUUAUUAUUUUUUUAAUAAAUAAUAAUUUUGUUAAAACUCAAAUAACAAAAUGUAUUUAUGUAAAUGAUGUAAACAAUCAAACCUAUGAUUUAAAUCCAUUAAUUAAAAAUACAGAUUUCUAUUCAAAAGGUUUUAAAACCUUUGGUAUUGGUGCAGAUACUACAUUUUAUUUUAGUUUUUGUCGAGUAACAGUAGAUCCAUGCAAACAACGUGCGUGUCAAGAUAAUAAUAAUGCUGGUAAUUUAAAUGUAGAAGAAAUUGUUACAUUCAAUGAUACAGGAAUUGUUAUGACAACUCACUAUAAAACAAAUAAUCUUGGUGGUACAAAUUGUUUGGCAGCAUCGCCAUCAGGUUAUAGAAAUACCUACAUCAAAUUAAGUUGUGAUCCAAAUGAAGAAUUUAAAAUUAUAUCAAUGAAAGAAAAUGGAUAUUGCGUAUAUGAAGUAGAAGCUUCAAGUAAAUAUUUAUGUAGAACAUGUCCUUUCGAUUGUUCAAAUCACGGCUUAUGUGGACCACACGACGGUAUUUGUCAAUGUGAUACUCAAACCAAUGGUGAUUUUUGUCAAAACUCUAAACUCUUUAUUGGCUCAAGUGAUAGCGCUCCAGAAGAAACUGGCGGGGUUAUAAAUAUAUAUGGUUAUUUUGGGCAAAUUACAAGCAAUGCUAAGGUUUUAAUUGGUGACCAAGAAUGUAAAAACCCAAUUGUAUAUAGAGGAGGUACUUUUGACACAAUACAAUGCACCAUUGGUCCAGGUAAAGGUACUAAGGACAUAUUAUUUACUGAUAGGGAUUUGAAAGUGUUGGGUGUCAAUGCAUUCCGUUACACACCAAAAGCAUACGAAUGUUUAAAAAAUUGCUCCAAACAAGGUGUAUGCGAUACAACUACAGGUAUAUGCAAGUGUUCAGAGGGUUUCGCAGGUCCAGAUUGUUUAUCAACAGGCUCAAACUCGACAACAGGUGUUGGCGGGGAUGGUUCUUCAAGCAUAGGAAAUUCAAACACAACUUUUACAAUAAAUAUACACAGUUUGGUUGAAUUUAAAUUUGAUGGAAAUGUACAUAAAGAACACAUACUUUAUAAUAAAUGGAAACAAAUCUCAACCACCAACACUACCAAUAGUAUAAUAACGACUUUUAAUCAAAUCAUUCCAAAUACAGGUUGUGUAGUAGAAUAUAGUGUAGAGCAGGUUUUAAAUCAUCCUAAAGAUUACUUUUUUGCAAACCAAAACUUUACAUUGGAUCCAAACUCAUUAAAAGUUACAGUAUCCAUUCAUUCCUACAAAUACAAUUCCACUUUAAACAGUCUCCAAUUAAGAAUUUUGUCAUUGAUUGGUGAUGAGGAAGACAGUAACGUCAAAUGUAAGCAAGAAACCGAUUUUGAUACAGAUGGUAUUAAUAGUCUUCACUCAUCCAAUUAUAUAACGAUCUCAAGAGAAAAUAAAAUUUUCUAUGGCAGAUUUUUAAGUUCAAUGUUAUCAGAUUUAAGAGUUACCUACAUGUCCACCCAAAUAGUUUCUAAAGAUCAAGACUCUUUAUUGAUAGGUUUAAACAUGCCCCAUUGUAUCAAUGAAUGUAUAAUUGAUCCAGAUUUUUCAUUGUUGGUAUCAAGUAAAUCAAAUGAUAGGGAAUGUGAAUCAAAAAGAGAAUGGUUUUUACCAGUUGUAAUUAUUGCACCAACAGUAGGUGCGGCCCUUAUUGUCAUCAUCUCCGCAGUUAUCUACAAAAGAUAUCGAACAAAUCUUAAAAUUGCAGCUGCUGCUUUAAAAUUAAAUAAUUUAAAUUAAAAUAAAAGAACAUUGUAUUAUAAUCAUAAC